Penicillium brevicompactum is the source of this 1011-nucleotide messenger RNA. RefSeq names its product D-isomer specific 2-hydroxyacid dehydrogenase family protein. Gene Ontology annotation, molecular function: NAD binding; oxidoreductase activity, acting on the CH-OH group of donors, NAD or NADP as acceptor. Bases 1 to 1011 code for a protein of 336 amino acids. The transcript has a single exon. The record is from RefSeq and is a predicted model, not a curated record. Lineage: Eukaryota; Fungi; Ascomycota; Eurotiomycetes; Eurotiales; Aspergillaceae.
AUGGACACCACCCCGCAUCACAUUGUCGCUAUUGAAGGCGUGCAUUGCGAGAUCCCGGAAUUCGACCUGCCAGGGCCGCAUACCCGAGCCGUUCACAGAUUGACAGCUCAAUCAGAUCUUCCAGAACGUGUCAAAGAUGCCACGAUCAUCAUCACCACGACAACGCGCCUGACAGCGGAGACUCUCAGUCCCGCAAAUACCCCCAAACUACGCCUCAUUGUGAUCAUGGCGACCGGCACGGAUUGUGUCGACUUAGCUGCCGCGACAGCUCGAGGAGUCACCGUAUGCAAUUGCCCAGGCAGCAAUGUAGCCAGUGUCAGCGAACACGCCAUUGGGCUCUAUUUCGCAGCUCGGAGGAAGUUCGUCGAGCUCCAUAAUGCCACAGUCGCUGUGCCAUCAGACCUAUCGCUCAACACGGAGUGGAAGACUAAAGGAUCAUUGAUGGGUCGGGUUCGCGCACCGGAUGGAAAGGCUCCUUUGCUGUGUGGUGAUGAGACCACUUGCAUCGUUGGAUAUGGAUCCCUCGGUAAACGCAUCGAGUCAAUGGCGAAGGGUCUCGGUAUGAACGUUAUUAUCGCCGAGCGCAAGGGCGUGUCUCCUCGGCCUGGCCGGGUUGGAUUCGAAGAGGCGUUGAAGAAGUCGACGGUAGUCAUUUUGUGUCUACCCCGGAGCGCGGAGACUAUCAACAUGAUCUCCACCGAUGAGUUCCAGAGCAUGUCACCGCACGGAUUGUUGAUCAAUGUCGCCAGAGGUGGCAUUGUCGAUGAGCAGGCUCUUCUUGAUGCUCUCAAAAGCGGCGCGAUUGCUGGAGCGGCUACAGAUGUCUAUACCAAGGAGCCCGCUGGAAGGGGAGACUCGCCUUUAAUAAGUCCGGAGGCUGCGGGUUUGAACUUGACCCUGACUCCUCAUCUUGCCUGGUACUCGGAAACGACACUUCAAAAUCUUUCCGGUGCAGUGAAGAUCACGGUAGAAAAAUGGUGUCGUGGUGAGGUUCUGAAUCAGGUCCUUUAG